This is a messenger RNA of Mercenaria mercenaria, 1757 nucleotides long. Its product is annotated as neuromedin-U receptor 2-like. Bases 50 to 769 code for a protein of 239 amino acids. The transcript has 3 exons. NCBI's taxonomy places the organism in Eukaryota, Metazoa, Mollusca, Bivalvia, Venerida, Veneridae. The record is from RefSeq and is a predicted model, not a curated record. Gene Ontology annotation, biological process: G protein-coupled receptor signaling pathway. Gene Ontology annotation, cellular component: plasma membrane. Gene Ontology annotation, molecular function: G protein-coupled receptor activity.
UGUUCCUUUUGUGGAGCAUACAGUCUCCAAUGCCUCCGUGUUAACAAUAAUGGCGAUCAGUGUCGAGCGUUACAGGGUAAUCCGAAAACCUUUCCUUGGAAUAGCUGAAAAUUGCAACAAGGUCGUCAAGGUGAUCAUCUUCAUUUGGAUAAUCUCUGUGCUUGCUAGUAUUCCAUGGUUUUACAUUGCUGUUUACAGAAGCUCUCAGCUAGUGGACGGAACGCCCAUUAAGGUGUGUCGAAAUCCGAUUCGUCUUAAUUGGCAACGGGUGUACAUAACCGGCUUGACAGCACUCUUUUACAUGGUCCCAUGCCUAAUAUUGCUCGCCAUUUAUGUAGAAAUUUGCCGAGAACUAGGUCGUAGCAACAUGGCUCAAGGAGCACGUUUCGGACAGUCGGAGGUUGGGAGAAUUGCAUUCUACAGUGAAAGAAAACGUUCUCAGAGACAGGUCCUGAACCUAAUCAGUUCAAUCGUGUUUGUUUUCUUUCUGUGUCAUUUACCUCUACGCGUAGCGGGACUGUGGUUCACUUUUGAGGACAAAAACGUCAUAUAUUCCCUCGGUCUUGAAAAAUAUCUGACUAUACUAUAUUCUACAAGAAUUAUAUUCUACCUAAAUCACGCCUUGAAUCCAAUUGUAUACAACUUCGUCUCAAGAAAAUUUAGACAGGCAUUGAAGAGCGUUUCUCUGAAAAAAUGGAGCAGAUCUGACUUCAAAAGAUCAGUCACUAAGCGCAUGAUAGUCAAAAGUUCAAGUAACAGAAAGCCAUAAACAUAAUUACAAAACAGAAAAAAAGUUUUAAUUCAUGCACAAAGCUACUCACUCACAACAUUUUGAUACUAUGUAAUUAUCGAAAGCUCCAUGGUUUUCCAUUAAUCAUUUGUUACGUGACUUUACCUCACUACGGCUGAUAUUUCGAUUGUCUGUUUGGUGAAGCAAUGUAAAUUUCCAAUGGCGUAAUGACUUUUAAAAAGGUCAAAAAUAUUUCUGCGAAGUAGACCAUAUUAGCAACACUAUUUAAUUCGUCAUUUUUCGACAGAAGAGGAUUUCAUGAGAAAUGGCCACAUGAAAAAAAACCCAUAACAGUUACUCUUUGGACAAUAUUGAAACAUGAAAAAGUAAAUGAAAUUCAAAUGCUAAUGAUAUUUUGUACAAAGCUGGAACUGGUUUGCACUGACAAUGACAAAGAAAGACACAUUAAGAGACUUAGAGAUGAACCGCGAUCAAAUGGUCAGCGCCAAAACACAUUACUGGAAGAGCGUAAACUGCUUAACUACGCACAAACCCACACUCUUUGAAAUGUUGUAACAGUUAAAGGACAAUAUAAAUAAAAGUUAUCCCCGUCGGGUGAAUUUCUUACGUAUUGAUAGCAAAAUACCACAACAAUAUUUGUGUAAAAUUAUUUUAAAUAAAGCACCAAAUGGGUAUGAAGUGAAUGUCUCUGCAAAAAACAAAGGCAACAAUAGAAAUAUAUCAGUGACCCAACAAAUAAGUCCAGAAGACAAAAAUAUCAAAGCAAUUCAGUCCUAGUCCGCUUUUAAACCUGUCUAACAUGGAGUCUUCCACCGAACCGAAGAGGAACACGUGACUAGACGGACCAAACACUAAGUACGCGAUGUCCAUCAAAAGAGAGGGUCACUUAUUUUUGGAAUGAACUGUUCAUAAUCUUCCCCCCCCCCCCCUAAAACACACACACUUGCAAAACUACAUGAACCAGUUUUUAAAUAAUUCUCCCAUAGACUUCACUGAAGAAACUGUA